AUGUCUUCGAAUAUUUGUGAUUCAGAUUGGCAAUCGAAUGGAUGUAAAACAAAAAUCGAUUCAGAUGAAGCAAGGUACGUUUGGACGAUUGAAGAUUUCGAUUUUCACGAGGCCAAAGGCGAACGAUUAUAUUCACCUCCGUUUUCAUCUGUCAAGGAUAAUCAAGUUAAAUGGUACUUGGGACUUUAUCCUAACGCCGAAAUCGAUACAAAAGAUCAUGUCAGUUUGUUCAUCUUUCUGAGUAAACUCAGCAGUUUGGAAAAAAGCAAAAAAAUAUUCGCGAAAGCUACAUUUCUUAUUUUAAAUAGCGAAAAUGAAGAAAAAUUCAAGAAAUCUCUCGACAUUAUGGAAUUCUCACAUCCAGACAUUGAGAACUCUGGUUGGGGCAUCAAAAAAUUCAUUAAAAAAGAUGCCAAGUUCAGAAACAAGUUACUUUCAAACAAUAACACAUUGACGAUUCGCUGUGAAGUGAAGUUUUCUGAUAUGAGCAGUGUUCAUCAUGGUGGUAGUGGCAUUGAAAUGCCCGAAUGUGACCUCUCUGAAAACUUUGCAGCAUUAAUUAAAAACCAUACGUUAACGGACGUUGUCCUUUCCGUGAAUGGUAAAGAUUUUCCUGCCCACAAGACUGUAUUGGUUGCUCGUAGUCCAGUUUUCUGCGCCAUGUUCAAACACCACACGAAAGAAAACGAGCUGAAUCGUAUAGACAUUGAGGAUAUUAACGAAACAGUCGUGGAAGGAAUGUUGAAUUACAUUUACACCGGAAAAUGUGAUGAUUUAGACGAAUUAGCCGAAGGAUUAUUGGCAGCAGCCGAUAAAUACGAUUUGGGUCGAUUGAAAAUUAUGUGUGCAAAGAAAUUAAUCGAAGGAUUGUCAGUCGAGAAUGCAGCAAAUGUUCUUGUAUUGGCAGAUAUGCACCACCAAGAAGAUCUGAAACGUGGAGCGAUCAAGUUUAUUGUAGCCAACUUUACUCAAGUCUUCAUCACCGCAGCUUGGCAAAAUAUGCUUUUAUCGAGUCCUCAGUUGACGAAUGAAGUUCGCCAAGCCAUUGCUCGUAUGUAA
Molecule: messenger RNA, 1059 nt
Organism: Planococcus citri (citrus mealybug)
Lineage: Eukaryota; Metazoa; Arthropoda; Insecta; Hemiptera; Pseudococcidae
Product: speckle-type POZ protein B-like
Exons: 1
Coding region: 1-1059 (352 amino acids)
Biological process (GO): proteasome-mediated ubiquitin-dependent protein catabolic process; regulation of proteolysis
Cellular component (GO): cytoplasm; nucleus
Molecular function (GO): ubiquitin protein ligase binding
Source: RefSeq, a predicted model, not a curated record